This is a messenger RNA of Sarcophilus harrisii (Tasmanian devil), 1617 nucleotides long. Its product is annotated as zinc finger protein OZF-like. The transcript has a single exon. Bases 43 to 1263 code for a protein of 406 amino acids. The record is from RefSeq and is a predicted model, not a curated record. Lineage: Eukaryota; Metazoa; Chordata; Mammalia; Dasyuromorphia; Dasyuridae. Gene Ontology annotation, biological process: regulation of DNA-templated transcription.
UCUGUACAUUAAGCCCUAUUCUCAGCAGCUCAACUGACAGGAAUGUUGAGCUCAGUGGAGAAGUCCCCAAGACCUGUGAAGACUCUGCCCAUCCCCAGGCAGCAGAUGGAGCCCAAGGAGAGUGUGACUUCUGGUUUUCCCAUGUCCCCCAUUCAGGAACCAGUGACCUUCCAGGAUGUGGCUGUGGACUUCACCUGUGAGGAGUGGAGGGUCUUGGAGCCUGCCCAGAGGGCCCUGCACAGGAACGUGAUGCUGGACAACUACCAGGACCUGCACUCCGUGGGGAUUCCUGUUUCUAGUCUGGAUCUGAUCUCUGUGUUGGAGAAGCAAGAAGCAGCCUUGAGUCCCAAGAGCAGAGACUCCAGUGGGUCCCAUCAAGAUUUACUUACUGUACAUCAGAGAACCCACACUGGAGAGAAACCCUUUGUGUGUAAGGAAUGUGGGAAAGGUUUUAGUCAGAGAAACGAUCUCACCGUUCAUCAGAGAAUUCAUACAGGAGAAAAACCCUUUCUAUGUAAUGAAUGCGGAAAAGCCUUCAGCCGUCGAGGAAAUCUUACUGUACAUCAGAGAAUUCACACUGGAGAGAAACCCUUUAUAUGUAAUGAGUGUGGGAAAGCCUUCACCCAUAAAGAAGGCCUUAUUGUACAUCAGAGAACUCACACUGGAGAGAAACCCUUUGUAUGUAAUGAGUGUGGGAAAGGCUUUAGUAGAAGGUCUAUUCUUAUUACUCAUCAGAAAAUUCAUACUGGAGACAAACCCUUUGUAUGUAAUGAAUGUGGAAAAGCCUUCAGCCGUCGAGACGGCCUUACUGUACAUCAGAGAACUCACGCUGGAGAGAAACCUUUUGUAUGUAAUGAAUGUGGGAAAAGUUAUAGGGAGAAGAACAAUCUCACUAUUCAUCAGAGAGUUCACACUGGAGAUAAACUCUCUGUAUGUAAUGAGUGUGGGAAAGGCUUUAGUAGAAGGUCUAUCCUUAUUACUCAUCAGAAAAUUCAUACUGGAGACAAACCCUUGGUAUGUAAUGAGUGUGGAAAAGCCUUCAUCCAUCGAGGAGCUCUUAUUGUACAUCAGAGGACUCACACUGGAGAGAAACCUUUUGUAUGUAAUGAAUGUGGAAAAGCCUUCAGCUGUCGAGGAGCCCUUACUGUACAUCAGAGAACUCACCCUGGAGAGAAAACCUUUAUAUGUAAUGUAUGUGGGAAAGGCUUUACUAGGGGGUCUAGCCUUAUUACUCAUCAGAAAAUUCAUACUAAAGAGAAAUAGAAUUUGUUGAAAUAGAGAGAUUUCAGACAGGAACCACCUGCCCUCACUGUCACCAGAGAAUUCAUAUGAUUCUGACAACUCAGUAGGAGAAAAACCUAUUCUUCCUAAAAUAAUUCAUUGUGGCUCUUUUUGGUUAAUAUGCCACUGGCACUUCUCAACCUGGGCCUUUUUCAUCCCCUCCAAAUGCAAUACAUAAAAAAUCUGACAUUUAAUGUAUUGUUUCACACUGAGUCCACCAUACUUGUAAAGAAGAGGGGAUGGAGUACCAUGAUCUUCCCUCAGAAUUUGAUUUGGUUUUUAUAACUUCUUUAGUCUAGUUUCUAAUGUAUUGUAUUUCAAAAAUGUAGUUGAUGU